This is a messenger RNA of Sardina pilchardus (European sardine), 1043 nucleotides long. RefSeq names its product phospholipid scramblase 3a (gene plscr3a). Bases 127 to 822 code for a protein of 231 amino acids. The transcript has 7 exons. Gene Ontology annotation, cellular component: plasma membrane. NCBI's taxonomy places the organism in Eukaryota, Metazoa, Chordata, Actinopteri, Clupeiformes, Clupeidae. The record is from RefSeq and is a predicted model, not a curated record. Gene Ontology annotation, molecular function: phospholipid scramblase activity. Gene Ontology annotation, biological process: plasma membrane phospholipid scrambling.
CGUCAAGUGAACGUUUCAUUAGCUCCCGGUGUGUUUCCAGUAUAAAGGGAUCAGCGUUUACCUGAUCAGGCUCACUGUCCUCGCAAGUAAACAUACAACGUAGUAAACUAUAGCCUAGGCUUUGUGAUGGCUUUGCACCCAGUAGGAGUACCACCAGGUUUAGAAUAUCUUACCCAAAUUGACCAGAUCUUGAUACACCAGAAAGUGGAGCUCUUGGAGGCGCUCUGUGGUUGUGAAACCAAAAACAGGUAUGAGAUCAAGAACAGCUUGGGCCAACAGAUCUUCAGUGCCAAGGAGGACACUAACUGCUGCAACAGGAACUGCUGUGGCCCAGCGAGGCCCUUUGACCUUCUGAUCAAAGAUCACAAUGACCAGGAAGUCAUCCAUUUGAUCAGACCUCUCCGAUGUGCAUCCUGCUGCUGCCCCUGCUGUCUGCAACAGAUUGAGAUUCAGGCGCCACCAGGAACUACCAUUGGCUAUGUGUUCCAGGACUGGCACAUGUUCUUACCCAAGCUGUCAAUCCUGGGGCCUUCGAAGGAAAAACUGAUGCAAAUAGAGGGACCUUGCUGUGCCAUUAGCUGCUGUGGGGAUGUCGACUUUGUGUUGAAAGGUAAAGAUGACCAGGCCAUUGGGAAGAUUAGUAAGCAAUGGAGUGGACUGGUGAAGGAGGCGUUCACUGAUACAGACAACUUUGGAAUCACAUUUCCCCUCGACCUCGACGUAAACAUGAAGGCUGUGUUGCUUGGGGCUUGUUUUCUGAUCGAUUUCAUGUUUUUCGAGUAUACGGGGGACAGUGGACAGCGAUGCAGUGUGUUUGGGUGAAGCCACCAGGGGUGUUCCUCUCUGUUCGCUUUUCAAACAUUUCUUGAAAGCACAACUCUUCCAAGGAUAACAACUCUCCUAGACAACCUGACAACCUGACUCACCUAAUGUGUACUUACCAUGAUCCUCCCUCUGCUAUGUUCUCCUACCACACUUUGAAUAGUACUUACAGUAAGCACUCCUAUCCUCUAGUACUAGUAUUGGCAGAUGCAGUGGUCAUU